Acanthosepion pharaonis is the source of this 1095-nucleotide messenger RNA. NCBI's taxonomy places the organism in Eukaryota, Metazoa, Mollusca, Cephalopoda, Sepiida, Sepiidae. The record is from the annotation of a GenBank genome assembly.
AUGUCACCAGGUUUCCCCCCCCACCUCGCCACCCAUCGCCUAUCAACUCAAACUGACACCAACAAAAUGGACACUAACUUAUUUUGUUCCACACUGCAGACAGAAGAAUGGCGAUUUGAAAUGGAAUUUAAUUCGCCUCGCAGAAAGCGUCGUCGACAAGACUGGUUUUUCCUAAGCACGCAAACGCAGCUGGCAAAGAAAGGCAACUCUGGCUCUGCAUGCCUCCGUCGAAAAUGGUUUGUCUCUGUCAUGGCCGCCAGCGCGCGCACACACCCUUUCUCUCUUUCUCGCUCUCUUCCUCCCCCUCUCUCUCUCUCGACCCCUCUUUCUCUUGCUCUCUCUCCCUCUCCUUUUCUCUCGCUCUCUCUCUCCCUCCCUCUCUCUCUCUUUUACUCUCUCUCUCUUUCCAUUUCCCUCUUUCACGUGCUCUCUCGCUCCCUCUCCAUCGCUCUCUCUCGUUCUCUCUGUCGUUCUCGCUCCCUAUCUCUCCCCUUUUAUCUCUCCCCUUUUCUCUCUCUCUCUCUCGCUCGCUCUCUCUCUCUCAUUUUCUCUCUCGUUCUUUCUCACUUUCGCUCCCCUCUCUCUAUUUCGCUCUCGCCCUCUUUCCAUUUCUCUCUCUCUCGCUCGUUCCCUCUCUCUCCCCUUUUUCUCUCUCCCCCUUUCUCUCUCUCUCUCUCUUUCCUUUUCUCUCUCGUUCUUUCUCACAUUCGCUCCCUCUCUCUCUCUUUCGCUCUCUCUCUUUCCAUUUCUCUCUCUCUCUCGCUCCCUCUCUCUCUCCCCUUCUCUCUCUCUCCCUUUCUCUCUUCCGCUCUCUUGCUCCCACUUCGUGGCUCUUCUCUCUCUCUCUCUCUCUUUCUCUGUUCAUAUUUCUCUCCUCAGUUUGUCAGCCUGUGUUUGUAUCGUCUAUUUUCUCUCUCCUCCUGUUUUAUAUAUGUUCGCUUCGAUCUGUCUAUCGAACGAUCGAUCACAGGUUUAUUCAAACCUAUCUUGGUAUUUUCUCUCUCUCUCUCUCUCUCUCUCUCUCUCUCACACACACACACACACACACACAUCUUUCUCUUCAUUCUUUUUCCUCACUUUCUUUUUUUUCAGUAA